Boleophthalmus pectinirostris (great blue-spotted mudskipper) is the source of this 1941-nucleotide messenger RNA. Its product is annotated as SE-cephalotoxin-like. The record is from RefSeq and is a predicted model, not a curated record. Lineage: Eukaryota; Metazoa; Chordata; Actinopteri; Gobiiformes; Gobiidae. Bases 198 to 1742 code for a protein of 514 amino acids. The transcript has 2 exons.
AGCCUCCAAAUCACAUCGGGCCAAAAAAGGUUAUUAUUUCUCUGCAAUGAGAGGCAGGUCUAUUACUGGUGUUUUGUUAUAAAAGCAACGCUGACUUGUGGGUCUUCAUAUCAAAUUUUUCUUCCAAAUCUUCAGUCUUCUGCGAUACUCAUACUCGCCUCAGGAGGGGAGCAAACGGCCUCCUGUCCAAAAACAACAUGGGCAGAAACAAAGUGGCACCAGAAAUGCUGCGUCUAGCCUUGUCACUGUUCUUGGUGUUGUCCUGCCUCACCGUGCUUUGUGCUGGUAUACAGCGCAGCCUCACUAUUGAAGAAGAAAACCUGGAGAAAGGAAUCAGUGAACAUGAAGCAAAGCAGUCUUACAUGUGGCUUAAGAAAAAUAGUAAAGAACUUGCUGAAUUAAUUACUAAUACUCUUGGAAGUGUUCCCGCAGCUGGAGCCGUUUUCAGUUCACUCUUAAAAAUACCCUUAAAGCUAAUCCCACAAGAAGACAAACUGAAAGGGAUUCAAUCUGAAAUGACUGCUCUUAAUACAAGACUGGACAUUUUUUAUGAAGAGUUGAAAUGGGCCUCAAAUGACUUCCAGAAGAUCCUCAACGAUAUAGACCACGCCUGGUUAAAAUACAAGCCAAUGAAAAAUAAUGCAAAUGCUCUUAAGAGCAUAUUUUGUCCAUUUUACAGUCAGUAUGCUGACAGUGUUUCAGUCCUACACAAAUUAUUAAUUUCUAAACCAGAAACCGGUGAACAGAGUCUAGCAGAUGUGCUUGCAAAAAAAUUAAGAUGCCAUGAAAAAGAUUUGGAAGCUAAAUUUCUGUAUCUGAGAAAGCUUGUAUGCAGGGGAAAUGAGAUGGUUAAAAAGUGCUAUGAGUUGAUGGGGGUGGAUAAGAGUCUCAUCCCUGACCCUGUAAAAAUGUUACAACAAUCUAAUUCGGCUUUAUUCAAGACCCAACAAAGCUGUGUAUCCAACAGUAAACUUUAUAUAAAGAGAGACAUAAUAGAACGCAUUAAUGAUGAAAUAGUUCACAAAGACAUAGCAAACAACAUUUACAAUUUUCUGAAGGAAAAGUAUGACAGAUAUGACUGGCUGGUGGUUGCAUUCACAACUCACUUUUCGAAGGGCAUGGGAAGAAUCCUGAAAAGACACGUUUAUUCAGGAUUCACUGCGGUUCAGAGGGGUUCUGUUACUGUAGCAGUCGCCCGUCAACUUACUGGUAGCCAUAAAAACAUUGAAUAUUUUAAACGUGACAUUGGGGACCAUUUUAGAAAUAUAAAAAUAGAGUGUAGGCACGUGGAGGAUGAACUACUGAAAAUGAACAUUACGAAUGCCAUAACUGCUGUGCAUGUCUACAAGAGAGCACACAAUAACCAUGGAAGACAAGAGAAAGAAGAAGAGGAGGAGGAGGAGGAGGAGGAUAAACUUGCUAUGAGCGUUGUGAUAGGUGCAGACAAAGCGUACACUGUCAGUGGAGAAUGUAAAAGACGACUGGGCAAACCUGGAUUCUACACAAUCAUGAUUAAGAGCGAUGAGGAGGUGGACAAUAAAAACCCCUGUGUCUCUUUUAAAUGUGAAAAUGGAGGGAAAUGUGAGGUUGUACCACGCACAAAUAUCCCAAUGUGUCUGUGCACAGACCUGUUUUACGGUAGACGAUGUGAGAAUAAGAUUACAUGUGACGUCGACGUUACUGAUAAUCGACGUCAAACUAAUCAAAGACAAAACCCCACGCAAAUCAGAUCACGAGGAUAGGUGGGUAAUAUAUAUACAGGUUCUUGUCUUCUGUCCUUCUUGACUAUCUAGCACUAACCAUAGCUAAUAUUUACAGCUUUGUGUAGUAAAAAAAUAAGACACUGGCUCUUUCUUUGCUUGAACGUGGACCAGAUUAUAUGCAAAUGGUACAACUGUAAUCAUCCUUGUGCAAAUAAAAGUCUGUAUUAAAAACUAUAAA